AUGAAUUUUUACUUACGAGUAUUAAGUGUAAGUAACAAAUCUAGGAAUCAUGAAUUCACUCUUGAUGACUUGAUUUCCCAUUGCGCGGAUUCUCGAGAUACCCUGGAUUGCCUCGAUGAUGAUGAUCAGAGUUCAGACCCUAGUAGUCUCAGAAAACUCCGGGCUCUUGGGACUGCCUUCGCUCUGAGUUCUGGUGAUCUACCCUCAGAUGGCAUCCGAAAAAACCGUCGCAAAAAACAUCUUUCUCAUGGAAUUUUCUCAUCGGAUGAUUCUGGCGAUGAAAGUGAUCACAGUGAUGACAGCACACAAGGUUUGGCUGGAGAUCGGUCUGAUGGUGAACUGGAAGAUGACGAUGAAUACGAGUCCGAAAUGCUUGCUCGAGGCAUUGAAGAAAGGGAAGAAGAUGACAAUGAUGAUGAUGAGGAUGAUGGUGAGGUUGAUCUUGCCUCUCCAUUGCGCAUCAAGCAGCAGCGCCAUCAGGACUCGGAUUCCAAUCUUCCUGUGUUUUCUGGACCCAAAUCUGAUAGUGCAGCUAUUCAUAGUAUUUUGCCUGUGCCUAUACAGGCGCCCGAGACCUUAAUUUCUACAAAACCCUGUAAGCUAUAG
Protopolystoma xenopodis is the source of this 606-nucleotide messenger RNA. The record is from the annotation of a GenBank genome assembly. NCBI's taxonomy places the organism in Eukaryota, Metazoa, Platyhelminthes, Monogenea, Polystomatidea, Polystomatidae.